GAAAGGCGGAGCGGAGGCGGGGCUUGGGGCUGGUUGAGACUUUGGUGGGUAGGUGGGUGCAGACGGAGGGGACUACGGGUCGGCGUUGGGCUCAGUGCGCUUGAAACAAAGGACUAGCUGGUGGGGACUCUGCUCGACGCCUUCGGUGGGUAGCCGAGCCGCCGAUCGCGGCUUCACGGCCGACCAGUUCCCUCUCCGCGGCGGUCUCAGUUGGCUUCUCCUCGGUACUCCACAGCCCGCGUCGCGGCGGGGGCCCCGGAGCAGCAGCACCUGCUGCUGAGGGACCCCGCGGCCCGCCCAGCUGCUCAUGAUGGGGCUGAUCUUCGCUAAACUGUGGAGCCUCUUCUGUAACCAAGAACACAAAGUGAUUAUAGUGGGACUGGAUAAUGCAGGGAAAACCACCAUUCUUUAUCAAUUCUUAAUGAAUGAAGUGGUUCACACAUCUCCAACCAUAGGAAGCAAUGUGGAAGAAAUAGUUGUCAAGAACACUCAUUUUCUCAUGUGGGAUAUUGGUGGGCAAGAGUCGCUGCGGUCCUCCUGGAACACGUACUACUCAAACACAGAGUUCAUCAUUCUCGUUGUUGAUAGCAUUGACAGGGAACGACUAGCUAUUACGAAAGAAGAAUUAUACAGAAUGUUGGCUCAUGAGGAUUUACAGAAGGCUGCGGUCCUCAUCUUCGCGAAUAAACAGGAUAUGAAAGGGUGUAUGACAGCCGCUGAAAUCUCCAAAUACCUCACCCUCAGUUCCAUUAAGGACCAUCCGUGGCACAUUCAGUCCUGCUGUGCCCUCACAGGAGAAGGGUUGUGCCAAGGUCUAGAGUGGAUGACCUCCAGAAUUGGUGUGAGAUAACUUUUUUGCUCGGAAGAGACUGCUGUAUUUAUUCUGUGACAUGAACAUUUUUUCCUAGUACCUUUGGCUGCUAAGGCAGCAGCAUGUUUAAUUUAUAACAACACAAACCUCUGUGAGCAACACUUGAAUCAAGUGCAGCUGAACUGGAACAUAAAAGACUUUUUCGUAACUUUUUUUUUAAUGCACUAAUCUUCGGUUGGAUCAACACUAAUGUAUAACUAUGUUUUCAGCAACAGAAUUUUUCUGACUGCUUAUUCUAAUUAAUCAAUGACUGCCUUGUAAGAAAUGUUUGUCAUAUGUUUAAUGUUUUCUGAAGUAUUGUAAUAACUUUAAUGACCAAGUUCUUUCAUUUCUUUACUACCCCUCCCCCACCAGAUAAUUAGUGGUUUGACAAAGCAGUAGUGGAAAUCAUUGGGUACUCCUUGCAAACUUAACCAGCACUAAAUAUUUGCUCUCUCUAUAAACCACUUAUCUUUUGGACACAGCUUAUUAUAGAGAAAGAAAUCUGCCUAGAAAAUAUAUGUAACAAAGAUUAAACAUCAUAAGAGCUGCUUUCAAAUGAGUUAGCUUCCCCUACAUUAUUGCAAAUCAUGGUAUAAUUUUAAGUUUCUAUUAGCAUGGAAAUUAAAUUGACUAUUUGUCCAAAGGAAUUAAGUCCACAUUUCUGCCUAUAACAUGGGAUUAUUUUUGGUGAAAAGCUAAUCAAGGUAAAAUAUUUAUUUGAAAGCCCUACUUCGAUGAUAAAUAUUUUGAAUAAAUCUGGUAUUUUAAGAAUGGCACAUUAUUCAGUGCAUAAGUAAAUACUGCAAGUUAUUAAAGCAUACCAGCACUAAUAUUAAAACCAGACAGUUGGAAUAUAUUUUGCUAUCAAUUACAAAAAAAAACUUUAUUAUCAGCCUAAAGUUCACCUGUCCACUUGCAAGGGACAUCUCAUCUGCUUUGGGCAAUAGCUAAAGCACAGUAUAAAGAGUUUAGUUUAUUUCUUAAAAUUUGAAAUGGUGUCUGUAAUAGUGUUAUUACCACCAGCAGUACGUUACUUUAAAGAACCGGAUGGCUCUCCUUAAGUCUGUUCGAGGCUGCAGUAUAAUAAGCUUGAAACAAUUGCCAUCUUUAUUGUUAUGCCUCGUGUUUUGAAAUUUUUUGCUGGAGUAUAGGAAACUGCUGUAUUUAAUUCUGGCUUUUAGGAUAAUACUGUGAAAUACAAAGUUAUGCUAACAACUUAAAAAUAGGAAAAAAGUCAUAAUCUAGCAAAAGUUUGUUGGCUAGUAUUAAAACAUUUUCAAGGCAGUUAUCAACUAUGAACAAUAAUCUUAAGCAGUGCACUCCUUGAGAAGGAGGACAGGUAUUUAAUUUUAAUCCUUUUUAUCUUAAAUGUAUGAUUUUGCUAUAAUAAAAGGGAUAAAAUACAUACGUAGGGAAUAAUACUUCAUCUUUGCAGUAUUUUUUUCCCCAUUUGGGUCAAAAAUAGGAUUCAGUGUUCUUUAGAAUAUCAAAAUACCUAUUCAAAAGUGGUAUUUUAAUUCUAAUUUUUUUUAUUGUUAAGUUGGUUUAAGUUCUGGUCUCUUUUCAGGUACAUUUGAUUUAUUCUACUUAGUCUAAUUAAUUUAGUUGAAUAUGGCAACAAUUUUUCUGAUUUCUGUUCCUAGAAAUGAAAAAUGGCCAUAUGAGAGCUUUUGGACUUUGAGAACUAGUUGUUUAUUAACCUUGUUUUGAACCUUUUUCUUAGUGAUCCUACCAAGUACAGGAUAAAUUUUGUUUUUAAUAUAAUUCAUAAUCAAGAACCUGAGAGAAAACAGACAAAUCAAUAUGGAUGCCUUUGUGGUGCGUAUGUCACAGUGAGAAUAAGAAUUACGAAAAUACUAUUUACCCAGAGCCCACCUAGCCAGAAUUUUUCUCUCGGUUCUGUAGUUUAGCUAUAAAUACUGAGAAUAGUUCUCCUAACUCUGUCCUGAGGAAAAAUAUAUUAAUAUUCCUGUAUAUGCUUUUACUUUGAAAUUUAUCUUAUAUCUAAUAAGAUUGGCUGGCUCAAUUUUCUCUUACCAGAUCAUAUGGUUAUUUUCUAUAUUACCACAUCAGCAUUAUAUUAAAGUGAACAACUAGCAUAGAAUCAAGUUUGCUAUUUAAUUUUUAAAAUAUAGUUUAUUUUAUUUUUAAAUCCUUUUUGAAAAACACUUUGUUUUGGAUUAGAAAUAAUUUAUGUUAGCUGUGUGUUGACAGUGAAAUUGGCAUUCAACCAGAUUUUGUGCCAACAAUUGGGAAGUUCAAUUAAGAAAUUCAUGUAGGAUUUUUUAAAGUAUUUUAUAGGUUCUCAGUAGAUAUUUCCUGUUACAGUAAUAUGAAAACUGAUUACCCUUUACUCCAAGAGAAUGGUUUGACCCAAGCAUGUAUUUAAUGCUAAAGCUUUGAUUCUCACAUUCAUUAUAACUCAACCACCUGUAAGACAUUGUCUAACGAAAGUGUAAUUUGUGAUUAGUGCCUUUAUUCAUAUUUUGAUAUGAGUUCUCAAUUUUGUACUAUACUUGUUCUGCAGAAGUCAAAUUAACAACUAAUUAUCAGUGGUAUAAUUUAAGUUUUACCCUCCCCAUCAACCCUUCAGUUGCCUAGCAAAGUUUAUAGUUAAUGGAAAGCAAGGGACCUACCCACAUUCGUUUAGGGAGAUUAUUCUACGUUUUGUUUUUAAUUUGAAUAUAAAGAAACUAAAAUUUAUCUUUUAAACAUGUUACAACUAAAAUGUAAUUGCCAUAUGUGUGUGUGUAAGUUCAAAUUGGGCACUUUUCUUAAUUUUGAAAAUGCUGUGUUCAUUUUUAAACCCACUUCUUAUAAAAGCCCACUUGAGAACUCUUUUAGAAUUAACAGAUUCUUUUAUAUGGGGAUAUACUGCACAUUUUGUAUAGUAUAAUUUAAUUUUUUUAAUCUAAAAUAAUAUAUAUCUAUAUUCUAUUGAAAAAUUGAUUUAAAUACAUAACUUUUGCUUUUAGGUCCUAUGUUAGUAUGCUUAAAGGUAUGAUUUUAAUCUAUUUUCAUUGGAAGAAAGAUAAUAAAUUUGGGUUUUAUUGUUAAAAUAAUUUUACACGUAUACCACCUCUAUAUCCAUAGUCAUCUUAAUUAAACAUAAGUUAAUUUUCAUUAUCUUUAACAUAAAGAGAAAAAUAUAUAUUUUUUUCCUAUGGAAACAGUGAAUGAUAUAGGCAGCAGUGUAAACAAUAUUCUCCGAAAUGCUAUGGGGAAUCACAGGGCAAAAAAUUUCAAAGAAAAUAAAAUUAUUUAAAAAUUUUUGGUGCAGUAUCUUAGGAUAAAUUCGAAAUGAAAUUGUUUCUGACUACCGCUCCUGUAAUUCUCAACUAUGUAAAACCACAUCAGUGGAAAAAACAUACUGUUAUGCCUGUAGAUGGAUAUAUCCAUGGACAUUUAUGUUUGAAGACCAGUGUCAUGAGUCUUAACUUUUCAUCUAUGACUUUGAAUCCAAAAUAUUUCACAUCCAUUUCAGUUCUAAAAGAUCAUCUAUAUUUUGUCAGAGUAAGAUCAUUUCAAGGUACAGCAUGAUAAAGAAAAGGGAAAAAGGAAAGAAAAGAAAAACAAAAAGAUAUAGCAUGGUGACUUGUAUCUGGUAGAGUAUUUUUCUGGCUAUCUAAAGAAGUGGAUUUCCACCUCUUUAUCAUUUCAUUUAGUACAUGAAUACAAUCAAAUAAGAAAACAAACUAUCAACUAGUAAUGGCUACUCAACUUAAAUUGAGCUAAUAGCUAAUGGCUAUGCAAAAAUAAGCCAUACUAAGAGCAUGAUGGCAAGUUGCUGAUAAAACACCAGCAUCUGUUGGAAAUACUCUUUUCUAGAGAAUACCUCACUUAUUUUCCUGGCUUUCACUAACUAGAAGGGGUUAGUUUGUUCAGAGUUUAUUGACUAUGGUGUCUCAAACUGCAGUUCUGUUUGACUUUCCAGUAUUUCUGAAAGCAUAGUGUAGCCAGAAGGUCAAUAUUUUACAAACAUCUGUAUAAAGCUGAGAGUGGCUUGUAUUCAAAGUUAACAGGAUUGUUUUCUUUUUCCUCAGUAAUGUCUUCUCCUUAUUCAUUUACCAUCACUGUGAAGACUGAAAUCCAAAAGUCAGGUUCCCAAGAAGUAUUUUCUAAGAGUUCCAGGUGGCCAAAGCUAAAUAGAGAAGGCCAAUAAAAAAAAGAUAUUUUCAAGUAUUUUAUAUUUAAGGUAGAAAAAUUAUUGUGGUCAGCAGGCCUAAAAUCAGCUUUAAAUGUAUGUAGUUUGGUAAAAUGUUUUGGAAAUGUUAAUUUAGAGAAGUUUAGAGGCAUACCUACAAUCAAAAGUCCAAACACUUGAUAGUAAAGAUGAACAUGGAUAGAAAAAUCUUCGAAAGUACAUUAAAUAAUAGGAAAUUGGAAUGACAACAGUAAAUUUCCUCCUUUUAGGUCCUUAAAAUCAGGCACUAGAAAGUGCAGUCUUUUGCUGUAGAACUUAGGAUGUGACCAAAGGAUUGAAGACCCAUCAGGUUUUAAGAAUUUGAGAGUGUAGUCACAUAGAGGCAUCUUGCAUUUUUUAAAAUGACUACUCUGCAUUUUCUCUCAGAAGUGGAGAAAUAAUGUACCAUGUAUCUUUAGAGAACAAAGCUCUAGAAGAAAUGCUCUCUUGCACAAACUAGUACAAUUUUAAUUUAAAAAUUACCUCAUUUUUCAAUCCAUAAGGUGCUUUGCUCAAGUUUGUGGGAUGUGAUACCAUCCUAUAAAUACCCCUUCACCCAAACUAUUUGAAAUAUGCAAAAUUCACAGCUAAGGGAAGAGUAUUCCUUGGAGAUUUUGUUUCGGUUUAUUCUCGUUGAUCACCAGCAGCGCUAGCCUGGUGCAGCAGGUCUGAAUAUUGUCUUCAUUACGGCAAGUGCUCAGGCAACAUUUAAUUAGUUUGGUUAAUGUCAAAUAAGGGAAAGGAAAACCCUGAAAUCUGACCGAUAAUAUUAUACUGUGAACAUAUUUCUAUCUGUGUUGGUAAGAGGUCAAAUGACUUAUCAGUUGAUCUUCAUUAUGAAUAAUUUAUUUGCAUAUUUCCCUAUUCAUACAACACUUUAAUCAUAUCUUCUAACAUUAUUCCUCAGGACAUUCAAGGACUCUACAAACUGUUUUGUUCUCUUGGAGUAAACUGUUCAGUGUAGCUAUGAAAUAUUUAACUUUGGUUUUUUAAAAAAAUGUAGCCACUAUUUCAUUAAGGGUGUGAAAUAAAAUGGUUAUAUUUUUCCAACUAUUUAAUAGUUAAACAAAUUCUACCCUUUUCAUCUAUUGCACAGAACAUGGUUUAAAAAGAAAAAAAUUAAAGCAACCUUGCUCUUUCAUUUAUCCUAAUCAGAAUAUAAUGAAUAUAAUCAUGUUGCCAUCUUAAAAUGAAUUGGUGCUUUAGAGCAUUAAAGAGGAAACAGCAGGCCCUGUAUGAUAUACGUCUUCAGAAUCUAAAACUACUUUAAAAUGUCUGUAUUUAUAUUUGUGUUUAUUUUUUAAGGUUUACAUAUAAAUUGUUGUUAUUCUUCAAGCUUCAAGCUUUCUGCAAAAGCUAUAAUAACAUUUUAGCUAAUCAGGUGGGUCCGUAAAAGAUGGUAUAAUAAGACCAAAUGUAUGAAUGGGAUCUCUGUCAGUACCCUGGUUGAAAAGAGGGGGCAAAACAUGUCUUUCACACCAUAGACUAUAUGCUUCUUAACCUCAACUGAGCAACUGAAAUGUGUGCUAUUGGUCAAUUACAUAAGGAUUAUUUUUUGUGAAAGAAACAAAUUACUUAAUGCAAUUGACAUCACUUGAAAAUGGUUCAAAGCAUGUUCUUCUAAUUGUAGGUUGUUUAAAAGACAUGUUUUCAGUGUUUAAUAACUUCAUUCUUGUCAUAAAAUGCUUCUUUUGUAUGUUAAGUUUAGCUUGCUGCUACCCAUGAUCUUUUAUUUCUGCAAUUACGCUAUAAUGAAUUGGUUGCAUGUCUGCAAACCCAAGUAAAAGGAUGCUGUUUGCUCUGGAGUGUUCAUCUUUUAGACAAGUUUUGGCUCAUUUGCAAUCAUGGUGCAAUACAGUGUAACAGUCAUUUGUUUUCAGUCAACAGUUUUAUUUUUGUCAUAAUAAAAAUUACU
Messenger RNA from Artibeus jamaicensis (Jamaican fruit-eating bat), 6951 nucleotides. It is a transcript of the gene ARL5B, whose product is annotated as ADP ribosylation factor like GTPase 5B. Gene Ontology annotation, biological process: protein localization to Golgi membrane; intracellular protein transport; vesicle-mediated transport. Gene Ontology annotation, cellular component: trans-Golgi network; cytoplasm. The transcript is spliced from 6 exons. The coding region runs from base 308 to 850 and encodes 180 amino acids. Lineage: Eukaryota; Metazoa; Chordata; Mammalia; Chiroptera; Phyllostomidae. The record is from RefSeq and is a predicted model, not a curated record. Gene Ontology annotation, molecular function: GTPase activity; GTP binding.